AUGGUCACGGAGCGCUUUUUGGAUGGCUUGGUUCUGCCCAAGGGCGAGGUCAGGAUGAAGGAGAGGGGAAGGCUGCCGGCCAGGGCCGAUGAGGACAGGUUUUUUUAUCGCUACUUUUGGGAGCACGCCAAGACGGAGAAUGAACAGCAUUUGAAUGGCGUGUUUUUGGCGAGGGCAGAGGAUUUUAGGAGGAUCAAUGGCUAUGAUGAAAGGAUCAAUACGUAUGGAUGGGAUGAUUCCGAUUUGUAUGCGCGCCUGGGGAGCGAAGGAGCAGGGACGGAUCUGGGCUUGAGGCCUGUCGAGAUUCGCCCUGGGGCGGUCUCGCAUAUGCAGCAUGGCGAUGCGUUGCGGGGUGCGAAUCAGCACCUGGUCAUGGGGCCUUCGCUUGAAACGCAGGUCAAUAGCCAGGCGACGGCUGCGCUGCCGUCCUGGACAAAAGUCGGCACUUUGCAGGAAACAGAGUUUGAGUAUAAUCUGCACUCCAAGGACGGGCAACUGGUGUCUGCGCAUAUUAUUCGAACGCCUCGUGCAUUGCUUGACCUUGUUUCCAGACAAGAGCAAAUCUCCAUUAUUGACGAGGCCACGAAUCGACUACUGCAUGAUAUUUAUGGCUUCCCCUGGAGUGUGUUGAGCGAAAUCAACCGCUCCAGAGGGGAGCUGGUUCGAUCCCUCGCCUCUUUGGGGCGCUCCACGCAUUGGCAAAGUGGCAACGGCUUUAUUUUCGCAGAAGUCGGCGGUACUGUGCCCGAGCGCUUGGCAGGAAUGGCGUCUGCAAUCGGACUGGCAAUGAAGUAUGAGCGGCCGCUUUUCCUCGCGUGGAGCUCUGGGACGCGUGAAGAGCCGACACCCCGCAUUACCGAUUUCUUCGACGUAGACAAUAGCGGGGCGGUUGAUGAUGCGUUUGAUGCGGCCACGGGGGUGCGCCCGAGCAAAGGGGCGCGAGUGUACCAAGUGGGGAGGUGGAAGUGCCGGGCACUGGUAGACAUCUGUGCGCAGACCGACACUGCGUUCAAGAUGAUGAGCGAGUUUAGAUCGGGCGGUCACGAUGACGAAAUGGUAGCUGCCCAGGCUGUGUUGGAUGUGCUACACGGAAAGACACCGGGAAAGAGGAAUAUUUUAUUGCGGUUAGAGGGCACCUUCCCACUGCAGAAAACCGAGGAACGCGCCCGGGCUCUGGCGUCGCUGACUCCAUCACGGGCCUUGACCGAUCACAUGACAAAGCUGGGAGACACGUCCGAUCACCUUGGCGUUUACAUCGGCUCGGGCGUGCGGUUGAAGGGCGUUGAAGCGAUGGUCCGGCGGCUGAAUUCACACAACGGGGCAGCCUCAAAGUAUUUCGUGACGGGGGCAAAGAAAGCAAUCGUGGAGCAGGCUAGACCGAUGCUGAGAUAUGCGGAGAACAUGGUGGCAUCCGCAACCGGGGAUGAGCCACAAGGCUCCACCGAGGAAAUUCGCGACACGAUUCGCGACAUUGCAGAACUGUAUGGAUUGUCGCAUUGUAAGAGCAUGGUGAAUGAUGGGCGACCCCCCGUGGCUGUAUCCGAAGUGAUGCACUUGUUGAAGCGAAGGUCGCUGAAGUUUUUGUAAGACUCUUCGUUGUUCUGAAAACGAUGUUGUUCUGUCUAGCCGUUUUUUUUUCGCGCUUGACGUUGCUAAUCUGUUUAUUCUCACCAACGUCAGCGCCUCUACGGUUGUUGCUCCUCGGCAGAUAGUUUGAGUGAGUGUUUUCAUGUUGAGGCGUUUUGAUUCGUCGCUGCUUGUGUACAUAAUAUGUUUAUGUUACUUUAACAGAGCUUUAGCUCUUGAAACUAAACCGACUACUACUACUCCAUG
Molecule: messenger RNA, 1833 nt
Organism: Chondrus crispus (carragheen)
Lineage: Eukaryota; Rhodophyta; Florideophyceae; Gigartinales; Gigartinaceae
Exons: 2
Coding region: 1-1587 (528 amino acids)
Source: RefSeq, a predicted model, not a curated record